CCCAAAUAUACUCCAUCUGCCUCCCAGUCUCCUUCCCCCUGGUCCUUUAUUCACCAGAUUUUGGGCCCCUCCCCCACGUGAAGUCACCGAGGCUAUAAAACCCCCCAUAUGGCAGAAUGGAUCAGUCAGUAGAACACCCCACUUAGAGCAUCUUUAGUCCGGCACAAUGAGUACCUCGGGACCACUGCAACUCGGGCUCAUUAACUGCAAUAACAAGUAUCUCACGGCCGAGACGUUUGGCUUCAAGAUCAACGCUUCAGCUUCUAGCCUGAAGAAAAAACAGGUAUGGAGCCUGGAGCCGGUCGGGGAGGAUUCGGGGGCCGUGCUGUUCAAGAGUCAUCUGGGCCGGUACCUCUCUGCUGAUAAGGAUGGUCGGGUGUCCGGGGAGAGCGAGGUCCCGGAUCCUGAGUGCCGGUUUCUGGUCGGUGUACAAGGGGACGGACGCUGGGUCUUGCAGUCUGAGUCUUACGGCCGGUAUCUAGGUGGGUCUGAGGACCGAAUCAGCUGCUUCUCUCCCUCCGUGUCCCCCGCAGAAAAGUGGGGGGUCCAUCUGGCCAUGCACCCCCAGUUCACCCUCUAUAGUGUAACCAGGAAGCGGUACGCGCGGCUGGGUGCCCAGGGGGAUGAGCUGUCUGUGGAGAGAGAUGUGCCCUGGGGUCUGGACUCCCUCAUCACCCUCAUCUUCCAAGAGAACCGAUACAGCAUCCAGACGCCCGACCACCGCCUGCUUGCCUCGGACGGCAGCCUGCGCACCGACUACAGCGCCGACACCGGCUACACCCUGGACAUCUCCGCCGGCAAGGUGGCAUUCAGGGCGUCGGACGGCCGCUACCUUACCCCGUCGGGCCCCAGCGGGAAGCUUAAAGCCGGCAAGAACAGCAAAAUCGGCAGGGACGAGCUGUUUGUCCUGGAGAGGAGCUGCCCCCAGGUGGUUCUUACUGCGGGCAACGGGAGGAACGUGUCUACUAGACAGGGUGAGUGGCUACUAUCUCCCCAUGAUGCGCUACCCCUAGAACCGGCAGGAUGGGCACGUGUGGGUAUAUAGCUAUCGCUAUUUCCAGGUCUGGGGCUACCUGAUCUCCCUAGAUUUCAGCCCACUUCUCAUCUGCAGUGUAAUCCAUAUCGGUGUGAUAGGCUCAUAUGUUUCAAUCUUCAGCUUGCCUACUUGUAUUCACUAAACUCCAAACUGCAUCGAAAUUAAAUCCAAAUGGUUAAAACUGAGGAUAAAAUAGCCAAGCUUUGACUAUAGGAGAAUGGGAGAUUGAGAAACAAGACUUUGUCUCCGUUAUACCAUUCCCCAUUUUCUUUGCUACAGAUCGGAGUUUAGUGAAUAAUCCUGAUUGAGUGUGCUGCUGCAUCCACAAUACAAAGGAAUGGGAAGUUGCUGAGUGAUCUCCCCCUCCCCUUCAGACACUCCCUCCCCACUCACGUCUCCAGUGCUUCCCGUUACUCUGUCUCUGCCUGGACCAUUCCUCUGUGAAUACGUCCAGCUAUUCCCCAAAUUACCAUGUUUUCUAUUUGCAGUUAGAAUUCCAUAUUGUGACAAUGUAUCAGAUUAAGCGUUCUAUCAGUAUAACCACAGCCGAUUUAAUUUCCCCUAUUUUUCAUUGUCUUUAUCUGUAUUUACAGGAUUGGAAGAGGUUUGGUAUUCCUUAUAAUUAGUGUGAUCGGUGUAAGUUAACGGUGUUUGCAUGGUGUGAAACCUACACUCUGCUGGUUUGAGAUUUACACGUUUUGCUUGAUUUCACGAGCUCUAUACCCCCACCCACUCCCCUAAGCACACAUCCCUACCCUAUAGAGAAAGGAGGCUUUGUCUGCUCAUGGCGCUAGCUAGAGUUGCAUGCUGCUCCACACCCACAUCUAGGCUGCAAAUGGGGUUGGGUUAACCCUACAGGGUCCCCUACAUUCUGACUGCUCUUAACCAACCCGCUUUCUCCCUUGUGGAUUAGCUUUUAUGUAUUAGCUGUUCUUAUUUUGGGGUAGGAUUGGUCUUCACUCCCCUCAGACCCACCCCAUGCCAUAGUUGUGGGGUUUGUCAGCAAAUAUGUUCGUAAUUGCUUCAUUAUGUCACAUUCUCAAAUGUAUUCCUUGAAUGCAUAGGAACUGUUUAAUUCUAAAUACGGGUAUAUCUACCAGAAGCCAAUACUAGAACAAGCCAUCUGUGUCUUCCGAUCUUUACUAUAACGCUCCUAAUGCUGGCUGGGGUUUAAUAUGGUGGCUAUUGAUUUUAGGACUCAUCAUUAUUAGGCACUCUUCACGUGUAAUUAAACCUGAUGGUGGCUACAGCAGAUUAAGCCAAUUUCCUAGUAUGACUUUUACUUAUAAAAUUUGGGUAUCCAGAUAUACCGGCAUAUGCAUUUCAAAAAGUAAAUUUUAGCCCCAUGUUAAGAUGUAUGAUCAGUGGUGAGACACGUUUGCAGAAAAUGCAAUGGUAGCUUAAAAUGAUCCUAAAGGAAAUGCUGCAAUGGAAAUAAAUUUGGAUUGUAUCCCAGUCUCUAUUCCAUACAAUCACUAAAACUGCUAUCCACUUCAAACCAUGUUUUAUACAUAUACUUUACUGGGUUUUGCAGCCUGUUUUUUUGAGUAAAGAAAAUCAAAUAAAUCAUGAUAUUGAACAUUCAUAUUGCAUAAAAGUAACACCACACUGCACCCAACUAUAAAAAGAAAAGCUAAAAUAAGCGACAAUCUGGUGCAGUAAUUUAAAAAACAAAAGUGCAAGGUAGGGAAUAUACUUUUUAUUUUUAUAAAGGUGUGACAAACUGUACUUGCUUGGAAGAAAUGUAUAGAUACUCAGUGCAAUGUAAACUCUGCUUGUAGAAGCCUUGGUUACAUAACUGGGCAAUAUACUGCUAUGGGGAUAACGUGCUAAAUCUUUUGAGCAAGAGGGUUGCACUCAGCCAUGCACUGUGUAAUAUUACUCAUGUCUUGCAAAGACGCAACUUCCAAGCGCAUACUCUGGGGUAAUGUAUUAUCAAGAGAAAAGUGCAAGUGUUUAUCCUUGUAGAGGCAGUCUGUUUAUCAACCAAAACAUUUGGGAAAACUAAUACCGCUUAAUGAUUCCUUAUAGGAAUAUGGAGGAAAAAAACAAGCAGUGGCUUGAUUGGAAAAUAUUAAUUGCAUUCUAAGGGAAAGUGGUGUUCUUGAGUUUGUCAAUAAAUAAGUGAAAUCUAAAAAAUAGCUGUGGUAAAUGCAACAUUUAAAGACUUAAACCACCAAUCUGUCUCAUUCCAAACGUGGCAAAAUGGAUCCAACUCAGGUUAUUUUUGCUCUGAAUGACAUGGGGGCAUUGAGACCAUUUCACCUGCAGGCGCUUUUGACUACUGUCUGAAACAGGAGUCUCUGAUAGAUGGGUCUGUGCAGUGACAUCCCUGGUUGCACACAGGGCAAGAUUAAGAGCCCAGUGGGCCUGGUGCUGACAAUUAUGAUGGGCCUAAUUACAAAAUUUUAUUUACCAAAAACACUAAAACAGUCCUACCUCCUAAGCGUCAUAUAUCUGAUGGAGAGGGUGCCAGAAACUCAUAGGAUGCAGUUAUGAGAAAACACAUACCCUAUGCUAAUCUCACGCUUUCAUCUUUCAAGUAAUCCCAUACCUCCUAACAGCAGUGUCCAGUAAAGCAGGAAGUCUAUGAAUGGGGUAAAAGGGUGGGCCACUGGCACAAAUCACAUAACCAGAACUGCCGAAAGGGUUGAACAUACACAAAAAGGGGCAUGUCUGUGUCCCCAUGUCACUAGGACACUGGGAGACAUUGGGACACUGGGUGACUUUGAGACAUGAGGGGAGCACUGGGAGAUAUUGAGCACUGAGACACUGUGAUGCAUAGGGGACACUGGAGGCUUGGUUUUGACCUUGGUACAGGUCAAAACGUUGCGGUGUCCAUUAAACCUGCUUAAAUCUAUCACAGUGAGUGCCUGAGCUUUUUUUUUUUUUUCUUUUAUACUAGGACAUAGACACUUGGGGGCCCUGUGAGACAUGGGGACUCUGGAACACUGGGGACACUAAGGACACAGACAUCAGGGACACUGAGACACUCUGAUACAUAAGGGUCACUGUGAUACAUAGGGGACACUGGAGACUUGAUAAAGACCUAGGUACAUGCUGAAACAUUGUGGUGUCCAAUAAACCUGCUUAAAUAUAUCAGUGAGUGCCUGAGAUUUUUUUUUAUACUAGGGGACACUGAGACUUUGGGAGACUGGAAACACUCAGACACUAUGGACACUGGCAUACUACGGACACUGGGAGACAUGGGGAUACUGAGAUACUAGGGACACAGGCUGGGAGACAUGGCGACACUGGGAGGGCCCCAGGUCUCAAAGUUGCCCAGUGUCCCCAUAUCUCCUUGUGUCUCCAUGUCUGUCACCUAGUGUCUGUGUCCCCAUGUCGCCCAGUGUCCCAAUGUCUCAGCUUCCCCAAGUAUCUUACCGUACCCAUGUCUCGCAGGAUGGAGCUGCUGUCCGGACUCUGUGCAGAGCUGCUCCCUGCGGAUCAGUGAGUAGUGAGAGGCAGGGAGGUACAUGAUGUAACGCCUUAUCCCUGCCUCUCUCCAGACAAACAGCGACCCCCUACUGGCCGGCGCUGGUAUUGCAGAAUAAUCUGUUUAUACUCAGACAUUUCUAUUGCCGGUAUUACUGCAAUACCGGUACCGGCUAGGCAGCCUCAAAUACCUGGCAACGAUAAGAAAUAAACUAGAAAUACAUGGCAGCCCUAAGAGUAGUGUCUGUGUAAAAAAAAUAAUAAUAUAUAUAUAUAUAUAUAUAUAUAUAUAAUUUUUUUUUUCAGUGGGCCUGGAGCUACAGCUCCAUCAGCCCCUAUGUUUAUCUGGCCCUGGUUGUACAGCACCCAAAAACUUACUGUUUGGGAAUAUAGACUGCCUGCCUUUAAUGCUGAGUCACAUAUGCUGAUGUGGGACAGUUUGCCAUGUGACCAGUUCUGAAACACACAUUUUGUCUGUAUACAGAUAUAUCAGUGAAUUUUCUGCCCACAUUACACUGAAGUUUUCUUAUUCGACAGUGAGUUCCAUUGAAAUAACACUUGCAAAUUUCAAGCUCUGCUACCAGUUUUGGAAAAUUUCAUCUUGGUAAUUUUUCAUCUGUCAUUUUAGCUUAAAUAUGAAAGUCAGUUGAGAACUCAAUAGCUUUCGGCAAAAGUUACCAAAGUACAGUUUUUCGCAGGUACAGUAACAAGGUAGAGAAUCCAACUUCACCAAUAGGCUUGUGCAUUACUUUUUCAUGUUCCUUUUAACAGAACUAUAUUCUAACUUCUUUACUUUAAAGCAUAACCACUUUAAUAAAUGAAACAUAAGGUGCUUAUUCUGAACAGAGAUUGUUUAAACAAUAAUAUAUUAGCACUAAAAAGUACAAGUAGAAACAGCACUCGUAGAAUUAAAAUGUAAUUUGUUUCAUAUGUUCAGUUGUAUAGAAACCAGAGGAACACUGGUAUUCAGUCAUUCAAAUAUAGGAAUCCCAGAAAUAAAAUCUAGUUGCAGAAACUACUUAAAAUCUGAUAGUAGUAAGAGUCUUUUAUAGAAGUGACCCUUUAGUAGUUGGUAUGUGAUCUGUUACUGAUGUGAAUGCAGACUAAUGUACACUUUAAAACUAAUAAGAAGAAAUAUGGUAUAGUACAGCCCAAACAACUCUAUUAAAUUCUUAAAACAGAUCUGUCACAAUAUUUUGGAAUGUUCCUGCAGCCAUACACUUUAUAUCUGUUCCCGAAGCUCUGUUUUCAAGCAUAUGAUCUCCAUAUGUUUAGUUUUCAAAUGUCUGCCAAAAGCAUAAUGGUAAAAUUUAAGGAAAUCUAUAGUGAAAUAGUAUGGACUUUCUCUCAAAGGGCAGCCAGUGAAAGGUCAUGUGAUCCCGGGCUAUCGCACAACUUCCAGCAAACCUUCCUCAUACUGCAGCGGCCAGGAGGAAGUAAAUGAAGGGGCAGUGCUGUUAGGCACUGGGGAACCAACCUUUGGUAAGAUAGUGCUGAUUAAUUCCUGCCCCAUAACUCAACGAACUGAAAUUGUUUAGGGGGUGGGAGUCUUCCUUUAAGGGGACAAUUAAGGCAGUAUAACCCUUUAGCUCAUUGAAGUUAGUCGGGUUGCUCUCACUGACUGCUUUUGUUUAGACAUAUUUAUUGAUCUGACAAAAGAAGCUUAAAGGACCACUCUAGCCACCCAGACCACUUCAGCUUAAUGAAGUGGUCUUGGUGCCAGGUCCAGCUAGGUUUAACCCAUUUUUUCACAAACAUAGCAGUUUCAGAGAAACUGCUAUGUUUAUGAAUGGGUUAAGCCUUCCCCUAUUUCCUCUAGUGGCUGUCUCAUUGACCGUCACUAGAGGCGCUUGCGUGCUUCUCACUGUGAUUUUCACAGUGAGAGCACGCCAGCGUCCAUAGGAAAGCAUUAUGAAUGCUUUCCUAUGUGACUGGCUGAAUGCGCGCGUGUGCAUUCAGCCCAGGAGAAGGAUCGGAGGAGGAGAGCUCUCCGCCCAGCGCUGGAAAAAGGUACGUUUUUACCCCUUUUUCCCCCUUCCAGAGCCAGGCGGGUGUUUUUUUUCCUAGCACUAUAGUGGUCCUUUAAGCUCAUAUCUCCAUCUCCAAACCGUGUCGGUGACACAAUUCUCACUUCCUGGCUUACAUACAAAUUCAUACCAGUGAUUGGAAUGCAGCACAAACAUGAAGGGAACUUUAAUACUUCGCUCCCUUGGAAUCGGCACUUGCUCUUAUUGAUUGUGGUUGGUCAUAUGUACCCAGGAGAAGGAGGUUGACCCAGAGACCUGUCAAUUAGUGGUCAGUAUUUUCCAGGUCUCAUUAAAUGUACAUAUCUGGAGCUCUGCACUAUUUCUAAUUUAAAUUGAACUCUCAUCUGAGCAGGGUCCUCAUAAACUUAUUGUUCCUGUAACAUUUUGUAACUCAUUUAUUGUUAAAUUUCCCAUUUUAUAAUAUUGUAAAUAAGUUGGCACUAUAUAAGUGUCAGUAUUAAUAUGUAGAAACUAGCCUAACUUGGCUGUAGGCUAGAAUUGGAUAUAGGUUGCUUUAUUUCCAUAUUUGGGGAAAGACUAGAUUCUAAAUCCCACCACCUUUCCGGCAUGACACAUUUUAUGACUGUUCGGUCUGGUAAAAACUUCCUGAUUCGCUUCCUCUUUCCAGGUGACUUCCAUACUCUUUGCCAGAGAAUAUUAAUGACCUCAUACCCCUCCUUUAGACAAAUAGGAGGAAACACAUGUCGGUUGACUAUUCAAAACAACCCAAAUAUGGUUUGGAUAGCUGGGUAUUAAGACAAAAUAAAUGUUUGUCUAUGGCUAACAUGUGGUAAAACGACUAAAAUGGAGCACUCCUCUUCCCCCUCCCCCCCUUUUUUUUUCUGUUAUUCAGCAUUCUUUCUUUUGCAUUUAUUGCAGACUGUGUACUUUCCUGCCUUCAACCUGUAGAUGAACACAAUUUUUGAAUUUGGAAGAUUGGCCAUGUAUUUGCUAGUGCCAUGUACCCUUAUUCUAAUUGUACUGCCCUAGAUAGAUAUAUUAUGGUGGUUUGUGUGUAAUAAUUUGUAUAUCUUCUCACAAGUUGUGUACCUCACGUCUUGUCCUUCUCAAGCAGUCAAAAGUGGCAGAACCAAACAAAGCUGUAACAUGUUCUUGGCAAACAUUUAAUCGUUGUACCACUUUUCCUAAUAUAAUGCACCUUGUCAAGCACACUCAAGGUUAAUGAAAUUGCAGAAUGGCAGUCUUGUUUUCCAGAUAAAUAUAGUUUGUCUGUGGUAUAUUUGGCUUGCCUUUAGUUAUAAAUUUGGAGAAAAUAUUCUGCAGACAUGGUCCAUGAAAACGACAUUUACAUUGCUUUACUAUUCGUCACAAAGACUGUUUUAUAGCUGGGCAUUGUGGCAUGCUUAGUAACAGCUGGAAUGCCAAAGGUUUGUAAUUGUUGUGGAUUGCUUAUACAAGUAAUCAAAUCCUACUGGAGAGAUUACUGAGCAGCUGCAGCCAGUUGGGAUUUUUUGUUUAGACUCUUUUGCAGACAGCCACACGUGACCAUUAUAAACUGCUUGGUGAAAAGAAUUCCAUUCACCAAAUUGCUUGGUAUUAGCAGAGACGGAGAAGUACUGAGAUAAUGGUUCAAGGAUGACCUGGAUAAGUGACUGGUUUGGUACACUGAGAUUGUGUUGUGACCAUGACAUUUUUAAAAGUUUAAGUCAGACAUGCUGCCAGUUACUAAACAUAUUAAAGUAUACCCAUAAAUUAAAAUUGCAGUAUACUGUAUGUGUGAACAGCAUGUUUUUAUUAUUGAAUUGCUGUCAUUGGUUUUGUUAAUUCUAAAACGUUCCAGGUCUGGUUAUUGGCACACUUUCAUUACCCAGAGUCCUCUGUAAUCUGAGAUGUUCUUUCUCUCAACUUGUUAAGAGUACCACUUUAAUGCACAGUAUUAGGAGUUAAUUAUACAAGAUCACGUUGGGAGUAUUGUGGGUGCAUCAUGGUUUUGAAGCAGGUUUGAAAUUAAUAGAGCAUGGUGUGGAGUUUAAAAAUACAGGUUUAUAUAAUACUCUGGAUGCAUUCAAAGAUUUUGUCUGUUUUAUUCGUAGAACAGGUUUGUCUUUAGAGCCGGACAUCGGGUUAUGGUAUACGAGUCCUACAUAGGAGGACCUGUGACAUUUACAUUUAGGCUGAGGUUCCCAGUCUUCAUGCCAGCUACCAGUGCCCCUGAUUUUCAAUCACCUCCUUUGUACCCAUACACCUAACAAUCUCACCAGUCAUGCUGGAUAGUCUUAAACAUUUAAAUUGUCUUCAUUAUUACACAAUAAAGAUCUGACAAUAAAUUAGUCUGAUAGUAUAAUGUAUAAGUUUGCACAGGAUAUUUUUAUUGAAGAUAUUUUAAUUGCUGUAUAACUAAAAAGCCUGCACCAUCAUUGUGGUUUAUAAUGGGUGUCACUACAAUGCAGAGUUAAACUCUUCUAAUUGGUGCAGUAAUGUGGUGUACAGCAGAAUACCCAAUGCUGUAUGUUGAAGGUGGCUAGAUUUAGGUGCACAUUAGAUUGGGGAGGUGUCCUAUACUUUUAAGAUGUGGUGAAUUACAUUCCUACCACUCAGCCGUGUGUCAUAAGAAUGAGAAUCACAGGAGUUGCAUUCCGUAGCAUCUUGAAGGCAAGGUUCCUCUUGAAGGAAAUGGAGGUUAAAGCAAAAAGCAGCAGGAAGGAAACUGUAGUUGAUGGUUUCAAUAUUUAAGGGACACGUGGGUUGAGUUGUGAAUAAUGUUCUGUAAUGUAGUUGAAAAUGGGGUUUCUUUGAGGGAAAACCUAACCUUUGGGGUUGAUUACAAGAUGGCUCCAAGGUUUUAGAAGAAAAGGAUGUAGUGAAAGGCUGUUAAAAAAAAAAAAAAAUACAUGUCAAUUGCAAAUGUAAACUUGAUUGAUGGUUUUUAAGGAUUAUCUUUUUAAACUUGAUAUGCUGAUUUCCACAAAUAGAUAAUCAUUGACCUCUCCCCAUGGCUUCUAAUAUACAGCAAGGUGUAGGAUGUCAGAUCAUUGGGGACUACAACUGCUUCUUUACAGAAUAGAAUUGAAAAAUACCAGACAAUCUGCUUUGCAUAAAUACACCUGAUGAAACAAGAAAAAUAGUUUAUAGGUUUAUUCCUUUGCAUAAAAAGUAUAUGGAUGGACUGUUAUUAGACCCAGCUACAGUAUGUGAUGCCACUGAAUCCCACCUUAGAGAUUUCACUGCCUUUUCUACUUCUUGUUACAUUGAAUGAAUCUUUAGUCAGCACUGUAAAACAAAAAGAUGUUUGCAAGUGGCACAUUGGCAGUGGGAAUAUUUUGCCUAGCCAGAUUAAGACUGCAUGCAAUUUGGUGUGCAAUGUAGAUGAGGUUUUGUCUUGCUUUCCAGUACAUACUUUGCAUCUGGCGAUUAUUGGUGCAUAUGCUUCAGUGCCAGUUAGAAGUAAUAGUUUGGGGGAUUUAUUUCACUGUUACCGCUUGCUUGAGAGCUAUUGAUGUAUAAGCAAGAUUUUCUAAAAGUGAUAUUAUGGCUUGCGUUGUGCAUGUCCAAGGUCUGUAGAUUAUAUAUCCUGUUCUACCUUGGGUUCUAUUCAUUUGGAAACUUGUAACUCAAUCUUCUGUAAUUGCUUAUGCUUUAAUAUUCAAAAAUUUUUAGAGAAACCUUUCAAAGACUAAAGAGUUUUCCAAUGUGGUUUUCUGUUCUGGUUAGGAGUUUCGGACAGUUUAACACGAAACAAAUGAAUUUUUGAAUCCUAUUCAAUAAUUUUUGUUCUGCAGAAAUACAUGACAUUCACACUAUUGUUUUCAAAAGUAUUAAUGUGCCUUUACAUUGGUGCUUAGAACAUGAACAUAAAGCUUUCAUAUUGCUCUAGCUGUCUGACCGUAUAAUUUUUAUUUUAGGUCUUGACCUCUCAGCCAAUCAGGAGGAAGAGAGUGACCAAGAAACUUUCCAACUAGAAAUUAACAAGGAUACAAAGAAGUGUGCUUUCCGGACUCACACUGGAAAGUACUGGUCCCUCACCAGUACAGGAGGAAUACAGGCAAAUGCUUCUGCUCCGUAAGUCUGCUAGUAGUUAUGGUAUUCUGACAUUUCCAGCUUUUUACAUGUUAUGCUGUAACCAGUUAUACCUAUUCAAUUUUUUUAAUACACAGUGGAGCAUGUAUGCAGUGUCUAAACAGGAAAGGUACAUGUUUCCAUCUAUGGCUUCCUGUUGUGACCAAUUCUUUCUCAUUAUGCAUUUAAAAAAGUUGAAGAGGAGGUGUAACCACAAGUGGACCUAAAUUAAACUAAAUAAACUCUAACACUUCCACAGGCUUUGCUAUACCGCAAACCUGCACAACGAUUCAUAAAUAGAAUGAAAGAACGUUUCACUAUUGAUGUGUUAACUUCAUUGCAAAAAAAUUUAAUCUUAUUCGGCAAUAUCAAAAUUGUGUGUUCUUGAAACUCAUAGCAGCUCGCAGUUAAGAAGUUUAAGGAUAUUGAUAUAUGGUCAUUCUAGCUGACAUACAAAUCGGAGAUGAAAAUUUAGUUUUUCUUUUGAAUUGUAAUAUUUGCCUUUGAAUCAAUCAACAAAGACUAAUUUAGAAGGAGAUUCAGUUAAUUCAUGUAAGUUUUAAGGUUCUGUAUUGUUAAUAAACAUGGAAAGAUUCUCUAAACCCUUCCAUUCUCUGCUCUGUGCACAGAGAAGCUAAAUUGAUUUGUGGUACUCGAACUGUUAACAUGCUGCUACCUCAUCUGUUAAGUGCAUAUGGGAUUAUAUUGAGAAAAUGGCUAGAAAACAACCAAACAAUGAAACCUUUUUUUUUUUUAAUGGACAAAAUAUUUGUAUGUCCAGGGAUGUUUAAUGUGUGAAGUACAAGUAGAAGGUAUAACUGUAUUUACAGGGUUGAGAUGAGUGGACUCUGGGCUUAGAUUUUAAUUUUGAGUCUCUGGACAUUACCAUUAAUUACCAAUAUUUUCUAUGGACCUUGUGGUGCUUUUAGGAUAUAAUAUCUAGAGGAGGAGGAGGAGGAGGAGUAUGGGGCAUUUGUUUGAGGGGAGGAGAAGAGCAUGCACCUACUCACCCUAGUUAAGAACUGUUAGAUAUAUAAAUGUUUUCAUAGGCUUUCAUUUUGAUUAGUGAUUCUGCUUUAUUAGUUGUCCAUAACAGAUUUAAGCAUAGCUAUGAUUAAUCACCGGUCUGUCAGUGGAAAGAUCUUUUAAAUUUGUAUGAUUACCAAGCACACAUAAUUUAGAGGAACACUGUAAUGUCAGGAAUACAAACAGCCCAGCUUGCGUCACUUUGAAAAGGUGAUUUUUUUUAUUUUUAUUUUUUUAUGCUCCCCUUUUAUCCCACGCUAGUGUUUACCCUGAAGACACCAGAACCACUGCAUUAAGCUAUUGUGAUUCUGGUGACUUGUGUUGUUUUGAAGGACCACUAUAGUGCCCAGAGGGUGCCCCACCCUCAGGGUCCCCCUCCCGCCCGGCUCUGGGGAGAGUAAGGGGUUAAAACUUACCUUUUUUCCAGUGCCGGGCGGGGAGCUCUCCGCCUCCUCUCCUCCCUUUCGGCUGAAUGCGCAUGCACGGCAAGAGCUGUGCGCGCAUUCAGCCGGUCUCAUAGGAAAGCAUUCAUAAUGCUUUCCUUUGGACGCUUGCGUGUUCUCACUGUGAUUUUCACAGUGAGAAUCACGCAAGUGCCUCUAGCGGCUGUCAAUGAGACAGCCACUAGAGGAUUUGUAGGAUGGGUUAACCUUAACAUAAACAUAGCAGUUUCUCUGAAACUAUGUUUAUUAAAAAAAGGGUUAACUCUAGCUGGACCUGGCUCCCAGGCCACUUCAUUAAGCUGAAGUGGUCUGGGUGCCUAGAGUGGUCCUUAGUUAUUGCAUUUAUAUAGCACCAGCCUCUUCCCCUGUGCUUUACAAUAUUAUGAAGGGGAAAAUGUAACCAUAAAUGAGACAAUUACAAAUCGUUACAGGGAAAAUAGAAAGGGCAGCAUAGGGAGUAGAAACAAAGUGACAUUUUGGGAAGUUAGCAGAAUUGGAAAAUUAGGUUUAAGUGUGACCCUCUAAGAGAGACAAAGAAGUUUGUGAAAUAAGUUACCCUGGGAGGCUAUUCAGAAGCAGUUGACUUGUAGGGAACCUUAAAUGAUUGACGACUAAGGGAGAAUCUAAAGGGAGUAGGCAGGCUGCUCCAAAGGAGUGGAGCUGCCCUAGAAGUCUUGCAUGCAUGAGUUGGCAGUAUGCAUACAAGCAUCAGAAGCUAGAAGGUCAUUCAUACCUUUGAAUUGGUGAAAAAAUUUAGCAGGGGGUAAAGUUAUCUAGAGAUUUCAGUAAGAGUUAGUAUUUUGAAUUUAAUUCUAUAGGGUACAGGAAGCUAAUGUUAGGAUUGAUAGAGAGGUGAGUUGUAAGGAGCGAAAGGAGAGAAAAAAUAAGCCUGGCUGCAGCAUUUGUUACUGUAGGGAGGCAGUAUGGUUUCUCCAAAUUCCCUUUUCUCUUCCCCUUUCAGAAUCAGUUAUUCUUUUCUUCACUUGUGAACUGGUUCUCUUUACAACAUAAGGCAAAGUAGAGACUGUCUUGUGUAUUUUUCCUGUGUCUGGCAAAUGUGACAAAAGGAUGGAGCUUAAAGGAACACUAUAUGGUUAGGAACACAAACAUGUAUUCCUGACCCUCUAGUGCAAAAUCCAACUUUAAGGUGUCAUGAUUGCCAAGGUAAAAUAUAUGACAAAGUAUAUAAGAGCACUAGAUCAGAAAUGAAGAAGAGAACAGAUUCUGAAAGAUGGAAGAGAAGAGGAAGCGGGAGAAAAGAAAGUCUGAGGUUUUAAGUUAAUACUUUUUUCAAAGAAAGGCAGUAUACAAAGAAAACAAGAGGAUCAAGAACAGAGCACUUGGGGACUCUAGUAGAGACAGAAUGAGUGGAACGAGGUGUUAUUUGAAAAAGUGACACUGAUUUGUAGCAACAGGAAAAUGACAAUAUGACAGUGUCAUUGAGACAGAUGAUGUGAAGAGUUUGAUGGAGAAUAUGAUAAACCGUGUCAAAGGCAACAAAGGUCUAGAAGAGUGGUUUUUUUUUAUCCAGAACACUUUACAGUUUAUGCAAAAAAACACAAUGGGUGCAUAAGACAUCGCUAACUGUAAGGAUGUUCCAUGCAGACACCAAUUGUGGUACAGUUAAGAAUUCAGUUUAUUGAUCAGUGGCAAGCUCUUGUAAACAGAAUUUUAUUAGGAGGAAAGAAGUUUAUUGCUUUGCCUUUAAAUGUUGGAUCUUCACAAAUAAGUGAAUUACUUUUACAAUACACAUGUUGAUCCUUGUGACCCUUUAUUCUAUUUUAUGUUUCAGGAAUGACAACUGCUUCUUUGAUAUUGAUUGGCGUGACCACCGUAUAACCCUUAAGGCUGUAAAUGGUAAAUUUGUGACUGCCAAGAAAAAUGGACAGCUGGCUGCUUCUAUUGAUGCUCCCGGUGAGUUUAUCAAGGAUUUUCAUAUAAUAACCUCCUUUUUUUUAUGUGGAUGUACUUUUGUAAAUCAGUUUACUUAUUUGAAUUUUUAUGUGGGUGAAUUCUUAAAUGAAAGCUCCAACAUUGACCACAAACCUUUUAAUCAUGAGACACCCUGAACACUUCAGCAUAAAGGAAUUACAUUAUUUUGUCCUAUUAAUAUCAUGUGCACAAGUUUAAAUUAAUUUAUGAUGAAACUUGUUUUAGUUGCCUUCUGGUUCUGUUACAAGCCUCACUGCUUCCUUUGUCAGUGAAAUAAUGUUUAUACCAGCUGCCUUGUUAAAUUGCUUUUUUUUCCCCCACAGGAGAGACUGAGUUCUUCCUGAUGAAACUCAUUAAUCGUCCCCUAAUUGUUCUAAGGGGAGAGCAUGGAUUUAUAGGCUGCCGUAAAAUGACAGGGACCCUUGACUCAAACCGUUCAAUUUAUGAUGUCUUUCAACUGGAAUUUAAUGAUGGUGCAUACAGACUCAAAGGUGGGUUCUUGUACCAAAAUAUUUGCGUUUGUUCUGAAAAAAAAAAGGGUUUUGCAUUUCAAGGUGGUGUUUAUAAGGAAUUUUCUGUGACUUAUGUGUAUGUAAGUGUUUCUACUGUAUCUGCAUCCUAACAAUCACUUUUUUCUAUUUGCAGAUUCAACAGGAAACUACUGGACCGUGGGUAGCGACACUUCUGUUACCAGCAGUAGCUCCUCUCCAGUAGAUUUCUUCUUUGAGUUCUGUGACUUCAACAAGGUAGCCAUAAAGGUGAAUGGCCUGUACCUGAAGGGAGACCAUGCUGGUGUCCUUAAAGCCAAUGCGGAGACAAUCGACUCCUCAACACUCUGGGAAUACUGAGUAUGCCAUUCCAGUGGAGCUAGUCUGGACCUGGUUUAGUAUUAAAACAUGUGCCUGUCUGCCCCUGCAAGGCAUUAAAUCAACACACUAGUUGCAGAGGGGUUUUUCAUUCUAUUUUUGCAAAUUUACAGAUCUUAACAAGAAAGAAAGCAAAUCAUGAAGGUGCUGGUAGACUCCAACCUGUACAAUAUACAUGUUCCUGAAUUCUAAUUCAUGUCUUGUAAGCGCAAGACUUCAGGGAAGCACAGAUGUGUAGAAAAGAUUUGAGAAAUUACUCCUAUAGAAUUGGAGUAAACGCCUUUUGCAUUUUAGUGGUGUCCUCUUUAACCGAUUUCUCCUGCCACUUUGUACCAAAGCAGUUAUGAGCCAGUUUCUAGAUUAUUCUGGUUUCACAUUUUCUAGAUUUGUGCUAGAAGAUCUUGCUUUACAAGAACUUUAUGUGCUUUGUUGGUGGUUGUAGAGCAGUGACCUCCACGUCAAUUCAUGAACAAAAUGUUAGCACUAGAACAGAUGUGAUUAUGUUAAUUUGUUCCAUUCUAGAAGUCUUUGAGAGUGCUUCAAAAAUCAAGAUUUCUUUUCUUAUUCUAAGUGGAUAAAAAAUUUAUUCAGGCAUAAAUACAGAAGAUGCCCAUAAAGAUACUUAUAUAGAUUUAUUGGUAAAGCAAUAGCCUGUUUUUGGACUUUGCGCUAUCUGGUUUUCCCAUUAUGUAAAGUCCACACACCUGCACCUUCUGAUCUGAAGGGCACUUCUCUAUGCUGGAAAGUAAACAUGUAAAAUACUGGAAGGAACCAAAACAGUGUUUAUUAAUCUUUGUAUUCUCAUCUCACUUGUAACAUGAUGUAACUGCAGUUGUUUCUGCACCUGGCAUGUCUUUUAUCUACCUGUGGAGCACCAUUUUGCUGGUUGAGCUGUGCUGACACCUCUUACAUCUCCUGUCACACACAAAGGGUUAUUAACUUUUAUACUUGUAUAGAUGUCCACAAUUUACAGAUGUCUGUAUUGUGCAUUGUCCUUAACCCCUGGGUUUGCCAUUUUGCCGUACGUAAUAACUGACCCUUGUGGCUGUGUUGCCUGGUAGUUGACAGAGUAUGAAAAUGGACCUGCUGCCCCCGCUGCUUGCUUCCUGUGAUCUGGUGCCAGAUAAUCUCUCUUCAGUCUCUGAAUUGGUCUGUGAAGCUAACACAUUAGCAAUGUCUUUAAGUGCCAUUUAAAUAAAAACAAGCUGGAAAAAAUAUUGCCUCCUUUUCUUUGAAAAUGGCCUCAAAUCUAAUCUUC
Pelobates cultripes (western spadefoot toad) is the source of this 16040-nucleotide messenger RNA. NCBI's taxonomy places the organism in Eukaryota, Metazoa, Chordata, Amphibia, Anura, Pelobatidae. The record is from the annotation of a GenBank genome assembly.